Molecule: messenger RNA, 1353 nt
Organism: Suncus etruscus (white-toothed pygmy shrew)
Lineage: Eukaryota; Metazoa; Chordata; Mammalia; Eulipotyphla; Soricidae
Gene: PTK6
Product: protein tyrosine kinase 6
Exons: 8
Coding region: 1-1353 (450 amino acids)
Biological process (GO): cell surface receptor protein tyrosine kinase signaling pathway; innate immune response; cell differentiation
Cellular component (GO): extrinsic component of cytoplasmic side of plasma membrane
Molecular function (GO): signaling receptor binding; ATP binding; non-membrane spanning protein tyrosine kinase activity
Source: RefSeq, a predicted model, not a curated record
AUGGUGUCCCGCAACCAGGCGUCCUUGGUUCCACAGUAUGUGGGGCUCUGGGACUUCGAGGCCCGCACAGAGGAGGAGCUGAGCUUCCGGUCGGGAGACCUCUUUCACGUGACCCAGAAGGAGGGCCAGUGGGGCCUGGCUGAGAAGCUGGACUCAUCUGGCAAGGCGGUGGCCCGGGGCUAUGUGCCCCUCAACUACUUGGCCCAGAAGGAGACGCUGGAAUCAGAGCCGUGGUUCUUUGGCUGCAUUUCCCGCUCAGAAGCGUCGCACCGACUCCAGGCUGAGGGCACUGGACGCGGAACUUUCCUGCUUAGGGUCAGCGAGAAGCCAGGAGCUGACUACGUCCUGUCCGUGCGGGACUCGCAGAGUGUGAGGCACUACAAGAUCUGGCGAGCGCGGGACAGGCUGCACCUCAGCGAGGCCCUGUCCUUCCCCAGCCUGUCCGAGCUCGUGGCUCACCACCAGGCACACAGCCUGACCCACGGCCUGCAGCUGACCGUGCCCUGCCGCAAGCAUGAGCAGGAGCCGCUGCCUUACUGUGACGACUGGGAGCAACCUAGGGAUGAAUUCACACUCUGCAGGAAACUCGGCUCUGGCUACUUUGGGGAGGUCUUUGAGGCGCUCUGGAAGAACCAGGUUCAAGUGGCCGUCAAGGUCAUCCCCCGAGCUGACCUCAAGCAUCAGCACGUGAUCCACUCGGAGAUCCAGGCCAUGAAGCAGCUGCGACACAAACACAUCCUGGCACUCUACGCCGUGGCCUCAUUGGGGGACCCGGUGUACAUCAUCACGGAACUUAUGCCCAAGGGCAACCUUCUGGAGCUACUGCGGGACUCUGAUGAGACGAUCCUGCCUGUGUCCGAGAUGGUGGACAUAGCAUCACAGGUGGCUGAGGGAAUGUGCUACCUGCAAUCCCAGAAUUUUGUCCACCGUGACCUGGCUGCUAGGAAUAUCCUUGUGGGAAGGAAUAACAUCUGCAAAGUUGGGGACUUUGGCCUGGCCCGGCUCAUCAAGGAGGGCACGUAUCUGUCCAGAGAGCACAACAUUCCAUACAAGUGGACAGCACCCGAGGCCCUGGCCCGAGGCCACUACUCCAUCAAGUCGGACGUCUGGUCCUUCGGGAUCCUCCUGCAUGAGAUCUUCAGCAGGGGACAAGCACCUUACCCAGGUAUGACCAACCAUGAGGCCACCCAGAAGGUGGAUGCUGGCUACCGCAUGCCCUGCCCGCCCAUGUGCCCACCUGCCAUGCACAGGCUGAUGCUGUCCUGCUGGCAAGCGGAUCCUGGGGCCCGGCCCUGCUUCCAGGCCAUUCAGGAGCGGUUGUGCAGCCUCACCAGAUAUGAGAACCCUCUGUGA